Molecule: messenger RNA, 2182 nt
Organism: Rubroshorea leprosula
Lineage: Eukaryota; Viridiplantae; Streptophyta; Magnoliopsida; Malvales; Dipterocarpaceae
Source: the annotation of a GenBank genome assembly
UACUCAAUGAUAACUCUUCCUGGAAAUCUCCAUCUGGUGAAUUUGCAUUUGGCUUCCAACAGAUUGAAACUGGAGAGUUCUUACUGGCCAUAUGGUUUGAUAAAAUACCUGAAAAGACCAUUGUAUGGUUAGCCAAUGGCGGAAAUCUAGUGCAACAAGGCUCAAAAGUUCAACUUACAACAGAUGGCCAGUUCGUGCUCAUAGACCCCAAAGGACAAGAGGUAUGUAUGGCCAAUUUGAAUGGCACUGGUACUGUUUCUUAUGUAGCUAUGCUCGACACUGGAAACUUUGUGGUAGCAAGCCAGGACUCCACCAACUUGUGGGAAAGUUUUGAUCAGCCAACUGACACAAUACUACCCACACAAAUAUUAAAUAUUGGCAGCAGCCUUGAUGCUCGUUAUUCAGAAAUGAACUACUCGAGUGGAAGAUUUCUGAUGCAGUUUCAAUCAAAUGGAAGUCUUGUACUUUCCACCAUACAUUUCCCACUACGUUCACUAAGUACUGAUUACUGGUCAGCUAACGCUAACGGAAAUGGUUUUCAGGUUAUCUUCAAUUUGUCUGGCUACAUCUACUUAGAAGCUAAAAAUAAAAGCAUACUCAGUUAUAUAGCAUCAAUUGGAGCUUCCUCUAGCAACUUCUACCAGCGAGCAAUCCUUGAAUAUGAUGGCGUCUUCAGGCAAUAUGUCUAUCCAAAGAACAAUAGUGUCACUGCUGGAAGGCCUAUGGCCUGCUACUGUACUCAAGGAGAUGAUCAAAGAUCUAAAUGCCAAUGUCCACCUGGAUACUCAUACUUGGAUCCAGAUAAUGAAAUGAAUGGAUGCAAACAGGCUUUUGCCCCACAAGAGUGUGAUGGAGGCCAAGAUGCGAAUCUUUUUGAUAUACGAGAGAUGCCCGGCAUAAAUUGCUGGGGAGGGGAUUAUGAAUAUUUUAACCCCGUUAGUGAGGAUUGGUGCAGACAGGUAUGCUUGACAGAUUGCUUUUGUGCUGCUGCAAUCGUUAAUCCAAAUCAUGACUGUUGGAUGAAGAAAAUUCCUCUCUCAAAUGGUGUGCAAUUUAAUAAUGUUGGAACGACAGCACUUGUCAAAGUAAGGAAAGACAAUUCCACAACAUCCACCGCCAACGGUUCAAAGAAGCCCAAGUCAACACUGAAUUUUAUUCUAACCAUGCUCUUUAGUAGCUCAGCAUUUUUGAACCUUGUUCUGUUGAUUGCUACUCUUUGGGUUGUUUUUAGAAAAAGAAGGAUCACUCAGCCGUCCGAACAAAUCCAAGGCGUAGCUUUACGAAGCCUCACUUACAAGGAACUUGAAGGAGCUACAAAUGAUUUCAAAGAAGAACUUGGGAAGGGUGCUUGUUCAACAGUUUACAAAGGAAUUCUUGCUAUUGGUAACAACAAUUUGAUUGCAGUUAAAAGAUCGGACAAGAUGGUGACAGACAACGAGCAAGAAUUUCAAGCAGAAAUGAGCGCAAUUGGCAAGACAAACCAAAAGAAUCUUGUGCAGCUGCUAGGAUUUUGUAAUGAGGGACAACAUCGGCUUUCGGCGUAUGAAUACAUGAGCAAUGGAUCUUUAGCAUCUUAUCUUUUUGGGAAUUCAAGGCCAAGUUGGUAUAGAAGAACUCAAAUUGCUUUUGGAACUGCAAGGGGACUUGCUUAUUUGCAUGAAGAGUGCAACAACCAAAUCAUACACUGCGACAUCAAGCCACAAAAUAUCCUUCUAGAUGACUCCUUGACAGCAAGAAUUUCAGACUUUGGAUUGGCAAAACUUUUGAAGACAGACCAGACACAAACUCUUACCGCAGUUAGGGGUACAAAAGGAUAUGUUGCUCCAGAAUGGUUCAAAAGCAAGCCUGUCACAGUCAAAGUUGACGUUUAUAGCUUUGGAAUUCUGCUGCUAGAGCUCAUUUGUUGUAGGAAGAGUUUUGAUCAAGAUGCAAAGGAUGAAAAUCAAAUGAUAUUGGCUGAUUGGGCAUACGAUUGCUGCGAAGAAGGGAGAAUGUAUAUGCUAGUGCAAGAAGAUGAAGAGGCAAUUCAGGAUAUAGAGACGGUAGAGAAGUUGUGAUGAUUGCCAUUUGGUGCAUUCAAGAUGAUCCAUUGGUAAGACCCACUAUGAAGAGAGUCUCACAGAUGUUAGAAGGUGUUAUUGAAGUUCCUCAUCCUCUAGUCAAUCCCCAUUCAACAGUUUAA